AGGCGGCACCCCGCGCCCCUCGGGCGACCCCCCGGGCGCUCUCGGGGCCGUCAUGGCGUGGGCGGACCCGGGCGCCGUGCACGAAGAGGUGCAGGUCCUCGAGGCCAUGUACCCGGAAGAGUUGCGGCUGCGCGCCUGGCCUCCGCGGCUGGCGCUGGUGGUCGAGGGCUGGGAGGCGGAGGUGGAGCUCCCGGACUCCUACCCGCGCGAGCUGCCCGCCCUGCACAUCGAGCCGCCGCUGCCGCUAUGCGACGCUGGGGAGCUGGACGCGCUGGCCGCCACCGUGCUGUCGCAGGUGCAGCCCGGGGGGCCGCUGCUGGUGGAGCUGGCGAGGGUUCUGGGCGAGGACCCCGGCCGGGCCGGCUUCGGCGCCCAGAUCUCGGAGCCUGUGGAUGCUAAAGCCCUGGGCGGGCUCUGGAAAAGGCCAGGCGCUAGCGAUGGCUUCGGGUCGCUCGCGGGCUCGACGGCGGCAGAUCCGCUGAGCGCGGGGGCUUUCUUCAGCGAUGAGUGGACCGCGCGCCCCCUCUCACCGACCGCGUCCGGCGCCCCCGUCGACGACGACGCGACCGCGGGCCAGCGCUUGGAACUGCAGGCAGACGCGAUGGGCGUCGCCAAGUCGGGCGCGGAGCUGCUCGAGAGCCAGCGGUCGGAGAUCGAGGCGGCUGCGGUCGAUGCUUGCGCCGCGAGAAGCAGUGUGCAGCGGGGCGCGCGGGCGAAAUGCAGAACGAUGGUGAUCUUGGCCCUCAGACGCAAGCGCGUGUUCUUGAACGUGCGCGUGGAGAAGGCGAGCGAGGCUUUGCUGGGGGCCGGUCCCCUUAGGUUGCAGGACUAUUUGAAGGCAGUGUACAUGUGCGGAUACGCUGGCGGUAUGUCUUGGACUGGUAACGCGGGGGCAACUCUUGAAACAACUGUGAACUUGGCCGCGAGCAUCACCGUGGGAUCGGAGCAAGCUUGGGCUCGCGGCAGGACUUGGAUCGCUUGCAUCUCCAUGCCGCCGCCGCCUGCCGAUGGCUCGUUCGGCCGCGGCUUCUACGCCGAGAACUUGAACGUGAACGACUCGGGUUCCACGGUGAGGAGAGUUACGCGGAGGCCUCCAGUGACAGCGCCGGCCAUCUCCCUGUGCAUUGCGUCGCCGCGGCCUCGUCGAGCGCGCUCUCCGCCGUCGCGCUGUCGGCCUGCGCCGCCGUGGGCCGCGAACAACGGCUGCGUCGAUCUCGCCGCGCGGGCCCCCGACGCGGCGGGCGGCGACGCGUUCUCGGCAGGAAGCGCCGCCCUCGAUGGGAUGCGCGACAGCGCGGGCAAGGCGAGCGUCGCAGCGCUGGCUGAGCAGCAGGCGACUGCGCUCUUCGCCGGCGCGUGCGCGGACAGCGCCGGCAUCGCCUGGGCCGUCGCCAACGGCGCGUCCGAAGUCGCGGAUGCGGCGCUAGGUACUUGCGCAGUCAACAACCAGGGCAGCGGCGUGCCGGCGAGGCUUACUCAAGCAACCGGGUCGCUGCCUUGGCGUCUUUUCGCAUCGUCCGAGUUCCCGCUGCACCCGCGCAGGUCACCCGCGCGCUCGACAACCUUCGGCCGCCAUGCGGCCGCACACACGGGCGCCAAGACGAUCGCCGGCAGCACGGCCCUCACGAUGACCUUUGUCCUCGCUGCCCAGGCCCCGCCUGAGCAGCGCGGUUUUGUCAAGCAUCGGCAUUUCAUUGACGACACCGUGGAGCUAGACGCGCACAUGGUCCAGGCCUUCUACCGUCCGCCGGGCAGCUUUCUUCCCAUAGGCGCCCUCUCGCCCUUCGACAUCGCGGGGCUCGGGCCCGUCCUGGGCCUCGGGACUGGACUGGACUGGACUGGGUGGCCUGGUAAGUGGACGAGUGGGGCCAAGGCGAGGCCGCAGUGCCCCGCGGGGCUCCGGCCGCGGCUGCGGCUGCGGCGGCGGCUGGCGAGCAGCGCCGCGGCGGCGCCGCCGCGCGAGGGGCUCAUGGAGGGCGCGCUUGCCUGCCGCAGGAGUGCUGCAGCACGUCGCAGACUUCGGGCCGACCUUCCUGGGACGCGUCCACCUGCGGAGGGCCUGCUCGGCCACGAGGCUGGUGGAGUGGCGGUGGGCCCCGCCACUCUCCCUGCUGGAGGACCUCAGCGGCCUCGGGCUGGGGGACGUUGGCGCCUGCGCUGUGGCCGAGGCGCUGACGCGCGAGGCGAGCGACUCCGUCGUCCGCCUCCACAUCAGCCACAACGGUAUCGGCGACCGCGGGGCUGCCGCCCUCGCCGCCGCGCUGGCCACGAGCCGUGCGCCGGUGCGGCGCGUGUACGCGGAGGGCAACGAGAUCGGUGCGGCCGGGGCCAGGCAGGGCCGGUGUCACUUCUAAUUUCGACAGGAUACAUGAUACUAUUGGCUGGAACUCAGGCGGUGGAUCGAAGGCAGCAGUUCUCAGGGAGUGUUGAUCUUCGCCGUCAUGGGCAGGGGCGUUUGGUCAUUGAAGCCCCCUUCUGUCCAUCGGCUCCAUUGAGUAACUCGUGUACGGGUUGCACCGUCAUCUUUGGGAAGAGUUCUCAAGAACAGCUUCUCAUUCAGACAGGGGCUUCCCCUCCAGAGGCCAAAAGGCAGACUUCCUGGAGCCCGAGGCAAACGAGGAAGAAGUGA
Prorocentrum cordatum is the source of this 2629-nucleotide messenger RNA. Lineage: Eukaryota; Dinophyceae; Prorocentrales; Prorocentraceae. The record is from the annotation of a GenBank genome assembly.